GUUCAAGCGUUUCACGGUGAUAUUUUAAUGGAACGAUCGGAAUUUUGGGAGAUGUACGAUUCGUCGUUAUACGAAUGGUUACGUGUCAAGUACGGAUGUAGAAAUACAAUUCCUGAUUUAUACGAAAAAACUUGCUCAUCAGCAAGAUACUGA
This is a messenger RNA of Anisakis simplex (herring worm), 153 nucleotides long. The record is from the annotation of a GenBank genome assembly. NCBI's taxonomy places the organism in Eukaryota, Metazoa, Nematoda, Chromadorea, Rhabditida, Anisakidae.